AUGGUAAAAAGUUGUCUAAAUGAAGGUGGUGGACUUGCAUUAGGACCAAGAAGUAUCAAAAACAAAGUCGAAAAAAUAAAAAACGAAACUGAUUUUUACGAAAAAACUCCUUUUUUAACCAUCGCGAAAGAAUUAUUAAUGCUAAUUAAGGAAAAUAAAGUAGAACAAAUUAUCUUUUUAUCUGCCUAUAAUAAAAGAGAUUUUGCAAAUGGUGAUCCACGGAAAAAGAAAACAUUCAGCGAAACUUUUGAAAAUGUUCCUAAUUGUGAUAUCGUAAUUGAUGAUAAUCCUAAUAUUCUUACUAAUGUAUUAAAAGAAAAUAAAAAAAUUACUGCUUUAGCCCCCUAUUAUUCUCCAACCAUCAAGCAUCACCAAAAUGUAUUAUUAGUCAAAACUUCUCUAAUAGAGGACUUAAAAGAUGCCCUUAAACUUUUAGAAGACCAAAAAGGAAAGCAAUUAGAUAAUUUUGGUGAUCCGAUUAUUUUAGAAACCGGAUUAUGUUCUUUGGUAGAUAGUUAUCAGAGUGAAGAAGAAGAAAAUGAGGAUAUUUAA
This is a messenger RNA of Ambispora leptoticha, 552 nucleotides long. Lineage: Eukaryota; Fungi; Glomeromycota; Glomeromycetes; Archaeosporales; Ambisporaceae. The record is from the annotation of a GenBank genome assembly.